Messenger RNA from Mercenaria mercenaria, 2340 nucleotides. RefSeq names its product sushi, von Willebrand factor type A, EGF and pentraxin domain-containing protein 1-like. The transcript has 14 exons. Lineage: Eukaryota; Metazoa; Mollusca; Bivalvia; Venerida; Veneridae. Bases 1 to 2340 code for a protein of 779 amino acids. The record is from RefSeq and is a predicted model, not a curated record.
AUGAAACGUUUUUCUGUUGACAUUGCCAUCAGGUCAUCGCUGAAUAAAUGUUGUCUAGUAUGGAAACAACUUAUAAACAGACCAGUCGCUAGUUCAGAGAAGAAGAGAAUGAAACUGCCUUAUCUAAUUCUUAUUUGUGCUAUUGCUUUUCUACAAUUAGCCUCGUUACGUUACAUAGCCGACAGAGAUGGGGCUAGUUUUGUUGAUUCGGGAAGAGAAUUCCAGUCACGUAUAACAGAAGACGAUGCUGUGAAGAAAAAUACGCCCCUUUUGUGGGGCGAUGGUACAUUCACUUGUGAAUAUUUCUGUUAUACACCAAGCCACAAUACCAGUGACUAUUUCCCUCCAGUGUUUCCAGACCCAUGUACACCAACGGAUCUUUUGCCUUCCUACGUUACAUCUCAGGGAGAGACUAGUGUUCAGGUGUUCUGGACAGAACCAUUAGCUACAGACAGAAACGGGGAAAUACCAAGAAUUGAGCAAGUUAUUGGUAGUACGAAUGGUUCUUAUUUCAACGGUUCGGCUGUUGGACGUAAAUACGACAUUGUGUAUCUUGCAACAGACGAAGAAGAAAUGAGAGACAGUUGUCAUUUCGUAUUUAAAGUAUACGAUGAGGUUAAGUGCACUGCGCCAGCGGCAGUAGGAAAUGGUCACUAUCAAUGUACAAAUGGGUUAAUGCCAGGAAGUUCAUGUACAUAUAGAUGUAUUGAGGGAUACGUAAUGACUGGGGAUGCAGAUGUCAUUUGUCAGUCAGGAAGUCAGAGCUUUCCCGUCUGGUCACCUGCACCAACAUGUGAAGUUGUUCACUGCAUUGUGCCGUCUUUUCCGGAAAAUGGGAACAUGCAUUGCAACGAUCAAACUUUUGCUUAUCAGUCAGUCUGUUUUGUUACGUGCAAGAGCGGGUUUACAGCCGAUGGGCCCAUUUAUAUGACUUGUCAGGCAAAUGGGUUCUGGUCAAAGCCUACAACUUGUACAUAUCCAGAACCUCUGGCUGUACGCUGUAUUUCGCCUCAAGUCUUCUACACAGGUUCACAACAAACAUCGGUCGCAGUAAUUUGGCAGCGUCCAACAUCAGCUGCUAUUGUAAACAACAUGGUAGAAAUAUAUCAAACUGAGGGUCCGACUCCAGGUGACAUUCUAGAUUCUGGACUACAUACAGUGUCAUAUAAAAUGUCCAGUGAAGAAUCAAACGAAUCUGCGGAGUGUACGGUGGAUUUGCACAUAAAAGUCGUUACAUGUGAGGACCCGGCCCUAACAUUCAAUGACAGCUUUAUGGUAUACAAUUGCUCAUUACCAACACUAAUAUUGGGAACAACCUGCUUGAUCUCUUGUCGAAACAAUCUACAGGUAGAAGGUAACCCUUCUGUAACUUGUGUUGACAAUGGACAAAAGCAAGGCGUGUGGAACUGGGGACAUGGCGGAAAACCAUUUUGCAACGAAACAUUGCCAGCAUGUCCCCGGAACCUUAAUAGACCAGUAAACGGUAAAUUAUUAUACAAAAACGACACAUCACCAAAGGUACUAGUUAGCUGUAAUGACGGAUUUGAUUUGCAGUACGAGUUUUCUGGAAAUGUGUCAUGUGCGAACGGAGAAUGGGUGUAUGAUCAAAUACCGGAAUGUACUGUUGAAAAGCGGCCUGACUAUAUCCUUGAAGCUGGGGUAUAUUUCUAUGGACAAGGAUGCUCGGAAAACGCAUCUGAAUACUAUCAGGAAUACAAAACCACAUUCCUAAAUGAAUUUAGGGAACUUAUUACGGCCGAAUGUCCGGAGAAUAAAACUUGCAAAGUGGACAAUGUGAGCAUCGAAUGUGGUCCAACAACACAUACACGGACUAGGAGAGAACAACCCGAAAGUCGUUGUAAUUUAAUGGAUCUUGUACUGGAUGCAGUCCAUAGUCGUUUCACAAGAAGUGCUUCACAUACAUUUCUCAUCAGUUUUACUAUCAGCGUCGAAGCUGCCGCAAACAUAUCAUCAUUGGACUACCAUGAGGACAUGGUCAGACAAAUAUGGGAAAACAAUCGUAAAUGGGUCGUCUCCAGUGUUCUUGGAAUGUUACAAGUUACAGGCGAUUUCCUAGUGGAAUACUGGAAUAUCGUCAAUUAUACCACUCCAACAUGCGAAAAGAAUUACAUCCUAUCUGGAUUACAAUGUAAAACAUGUUCUGUUGGAAACGUUUUAAACUACACAUUGAAUAAAUGUGAGAAGUGUCCAGUUGGGACAUACAAAGACAAAGAUGGAAUCGCACAUUGUUUAACAUGCCCUGAGGGGACUUCAACAAAGAAUAAAGGGACGGUCUCUGUCAGUGACUGUAAAGGUGAGAAUGUUUGCUGGUACACCUAA